This is a messenger RNA of Triticum urartu, 1917 nucleotides long. Its product is annotated as snurportin-1 protein. The record is from RefSeq and is a predicted model, not a curated record. Gene Ontology annotation, biological process: snRNA import into nucleus. Lineage: Eukaryota; Viridiplantae; Streptophyta; Magnoliopsida; Poales; Poaceae. Gene Ontology annotation, cellular component: cytoplasm; nucleus.
GAUAACCCAGCCCGCUUCGGUCAAAAAGGCCCCCGAACCCGAAGCCGUCCUCCUCCGUCGAAGUCAGCCAUGGCGCCGCCGCAGCACGACCCCCGCCGCCCCUACAAGCGCCCGGCCAUCUCCGACCAGCAGCGCCGCCGCGACUCCGCACUCCAGACCCAGUCCGCCCGCCGCGCCGACGCCCAGGCGCGCGCGCGCAGCCUCGCCAACUCCCUGCUCUCUCCCCAACCCUCCCCCCCCGCCGCCGCCGACCAGCCCCCGCCCUCCCUCGAGGCCCGCGACGAACGCGGCCAUGAUCCCACCGUCGCCGACGUCGCGUCGGCCGCAGCCAAGCUCCGGGGCCCCGACCAGCGCCGCUGGUUCGCCCGCCAGAUCAUGCUCCCCGAGUGGAUGGUCGACGCCCCUCCCCACCUCGCCCGCGACUGGCAUGUUUCUGCCAGACCUGCUGGCAAACGAUGCAUGGUCGUGUCGUCGAACGGCAUCACGAUUAGCAGGCUCCGUAACGGAACGAUUCUUCACCGGUUCCCCUCCGCCUUGCCCAACGGGUCAAAGAAAGGGCUCUCUGGCCCUGCAAGCUCCUACUCUAUCCUCGACUGCAUAUUCCAUGAGCCUGAUGAGACGUACUACAUCGUUGAUAUGAUUUGUUGGCGAGGCUAUUCGCUGUAUGACUGCACUGCCGAGUUCAGAUUUUUCUGGGUGAACUCCAAGCUUACGGAGACUUCUGCUGGUGAUCCUCCAUCGGCAUACCAUCGGUAUAGAUUCAGUGUUGUCCCUAUGUAUGAGUCCACGCUUGAUGGCCUUCAAACAGCAUAUUCGGGAAGCACACCUUAUGUUAAAGAUGGCUUGCUGUUCUAUAACAGGCAUGCACAUUAUCAAGCUGGAAUCACACCCCUUACAUUAGUAUGGAAAGACAAUACCUGCAGCCAAUACCUUCUUGAUACAGAUAGCGAGGGACAAGUUCCAACUGAGCAACAUGUUGUGUUGGAGCUGCAAGAGGAUGGAAAGCUAGUUACUUCUGAUGAUCCUCCAAUUGCAUUUGGUAGCUUGGACAACGAAUUUAUCCAGAAGUCAAACCUGCGGCCAGGGAACCUUCUUCGCUUCAGUGUAAGAGAUGAAAGUGUGAAACUUGUGGAUGGAAAGAUGGAGAUUGGUGAGCUGCAACUUGCCGGAAAGUUGAACCGCUCUCGUACUUUUGCUGACAGCCACUCCAAAGUUUUGUUCCAGUAUGCUGCCAGGCAUGCUCCUCUGAGAAUUGAGGAUCUGGUAGCUUCUGUUCAAUCAAACAGUAUGGAGAUUGAAUCCACAGAUAUUGAAAUGCAAGGUUGAGUCAUUCAAGGCUGAGGAAAUACAUGUGCCAAUUUUUGCGUUUGACUGGAUACCAUGUUAUGUUGAAGUAGAUGCAAAACGAGAACAAGGAAACCUGCUGAUAGCGAGUCAUGGUUUUACACAAGGGCUUGAGACAAUUGUACCGACUCUUGUGGUUGCAACUUAAUGAGUUGCAACUGCUCUAGUGUACACGGUAAAAAAAAGAGAGCUUUGAGAUCAGAUGGUUUCCCUUUAUAAAUGAUACUCUUGUGCACAUAUGGCAGGGGUGAGCUCUCUGUGGCAUUCAGGUGGCGAUUUGAGCAAACGACGUGAUGGUCUGGAAGCCGUGAUCCUCAGGAAGCGGCGCGUUUCCAGGCCUGAUCGAUAUUAGCACCUCAAGACCUGCAAAACCAGUAGAUGAAUGAAGCCACCUGUGAGUAUGUGAAAGACAAGCACUAUGGAUCUACGAACGCAGCUUAUUUUAUGAAGCGCUGCUUGUUUAUCCCGAGUCUCAAACAUAUAUUACUGGCUGCUUUUGAUAGCGUGAGUGUGGAGGUUUUUUGAACGAAAUGCCGUGUUCUAUUCAGUUAUAUAUAAAAUGCUGUUUGAGAA